Molecule: messenger RNA, 349 nt
Organism: Octodon degus (degu)
Lineage: Eukaryota; Metazoa; Chordata; Mammalia; Rodentia; Octodontidae
Product: glyceraldehyde-3-phosphate dehydrogenase-like
Exons: 2
Coding region: 1-315 (104 amino acids)
Molecular function (GO): oxidoreductase activity, acting on the aldehyde or oxo group of donors, NAD or NADP as acceptor
Source: RefSeq, a predicted model, not a curated record
AUGCACAGCAGUUACCGAAUCAGGAGAAAAAUGAUUGUGCGGCCCUCCGCCUCUAAGAGGAGCGAGCAGUCACAGAAGAUCAAGAAGGUGGUGAAGCAGGCCUCAGAUGGUCCCCUCAAAGGCAUCCUGGGCUACACUGAGGACCAGGUUGUGUCUUGUGACUUCAACAGUGACAGCCACUCUUCCACCUUUGAUGCUGGGGCUGGCAUUGCCCUGAAUGAUCACUUUGUGAAGCUCAUUUCCUGGUAUGACAACGAGUUCGGCUACAGCAACAGGGUGGUGGACCUCAUGGUCCACAUGGCCUCCAAGGAGUAAGUGGCCCCCACCACCACAGCCCAGUGAGACCAGA